This is a messenger RNA of Melopsittacus undulatus (budgerigar), 1244 nucleotides long. RefSeq lists its product as uncharacterized. NCBI's taxonomy places the organism in Eukaryota, Metazoa, Chordata, Aves, Psittaciformes, Psittaculidae. Bases 108 to 980 code for a protein of 290 amino acids. The record is from RefSeq and is a predicted model, not a curated record. The transcript is spliced from 7 exons. Gene Ontology annotation, molecular function: calcium ion binding.
CACAGACACCAGUGCUGGAAGAGCCACUGCUAAACACAAGUACAAAGCCUCCUCUCUACCCCUCUCCUGGUGUGAAUGCUGGAGAUACAGUGUCUCUGGGAGAAAGCAUGGAAGAGCUCUUUGAUCUGGCUUCUGUCCUGGCAUCUCUGGAGAACAGCACAGCACUGCAAUCCCAGCACCAUCCCGGAGAUAUGCUGUUUGAAGUAACUGUUGAAAUCAAACCCAAGGACUGGAUUUCUCAUGGUGGAAGUGAGCUCCAAAAGGGUCUUCUUGAAUCUAUGAAGAACCAUAUCCAGGAGAACCUGAAACUUCCUGCCAGCAGAGUCAAUGAACUAAAGCUAAAAGAAAUCAAAAGGACAAGCGAUGCCAACCUGCUGCUCACCUUCUGGCUGCAUCUGAAGCUGGAGGAGAGGAACAUGUCUCUGCUCCUGCACUCCCAGCUGGAGGAGCUCCUUGGCUCCUCAGCAGGAGCAGAGCAGCUGCAUCUUGUUUCACUGUUUGUUGAAGAUGUGAAUGAGUGCAGUGCUGGGGUUGGACUCUGCGGGGAGGAGGCAGAGUGCUUCAAUGGUGUGGGCACGUACCUCUGCCGCUGCAAGAAGGACUAUGAAGACCAUUCCCCCACCAAGUCUGGCACCCUCUGCAUCCCUGCUGCACAAUCAGGGAUCAGCUUCUUCCUCCGCCAUGGUGACAUCCUGGUGGGUGCAGCCAUCACGGCUGCCCUGUCGAUGCUGGUGGCUGCAGGUGCCCUGUGCAGGGCAGCCAUGUGGGGCCGGCACCCCAGGAGGAGCCUGAGCCCUGAGGAGCCCCCAGCGAGGGCUGCAGAGGAGCCGGCGAUGGAGCUGCAUGACCUGGGGCAGUGCCUGCGCCUCGACCCCUUCCAGCUGAAGCUUCGAGCCAGGGCCCCUGAGUGGCUCUGGGCUGCCCGGGUCCACCCUGCCCAGGAGUACCGGGUGUUCCUGGAGCAGUCCCCCCAGCUCUGAGGGGUCCUAGGGCUCCUUCAAGCCCCCUUAUGGCUCUGGUGACCUGUGCCAUCACUCCUGCCUUCCCCAGCUGACACAAGCCACUGGCUGUGUGAAUGAACCCUUCUGGUGUGUUUUAUGGACCAUAAAUGUCCCACCACAGUCUUCCUUGUCUUGUAAUUUAAUUUUUAAUACUCACUUAGCUUGGAAAACAAAGUGCGUGUUCCACACUGCUGUGCAUCUUCUCCUGACUUAGCCUGUAUGACAGUGGUGUAGAGCUGUAAG